AUGAGGCCGUCCAACAAGGACAGGCUGUACAUCGCACUAUAUGCCAGGGGUGGAGAUAGCAUCAUGUCCGGCGGCGAGGACAAAUACCACUGGGCCCUCCUCGUCGGCCCAAAACACGAAGACAGCAACUCAAAGGGCAAGCGCUUCCACGUCAAGGAGACCAUGACCACCGUCGACGGCCGCACGCAGAGCCGCUGGGUGUUCGAGGAGCGCGACAUUGGCAUGAACCCGACCGCCAUGAUCCUGGUGCGGGUCAUCAUCGGAAAGGUGGCCAACCUCGAGAGGGUCGCCUCGUUGCUGCGCGACGUGCCCGUCCGCGACAACCAGUCCGGGUGGAACUGCGUGUGGUGGCUGCGCGAGGCGCUCGAGAUGCUGCGCGCGGACGGCAAGGCGCUGGGCCGCUCGUCCUCUGUCGCGUGGGAGGAGGCGGGCGAGGCGGCGAUGGGGUUCGUCAGGAGGAAGGAGCGCGAGCACCGCUUUGAUGGGAGGGCGGCGCCCGGGUGGUUUGAUAUGAACCGCGUGGCAACUUACGACUUGCUGCGUGGGGAGGAGGUCGUUGCUUGA
This is a messenger RNA of Diaporthe citri, 564 nucleotides long. RefSeq lists its product as uncharacterized. The record is from RefSeq and is a predicted model, not a curated record. The coding region runs from base 1 to 564 and encodes 187 amino acids. Lineage: Eukaryota; Fungi; Ascomycota; Sordariomycetes; Diaporthales; Diaporthaceae. The transcript is spliced from 2 exons.